CAUAUGCUCGAUAAUACUCUUUAAACCCAAAUGCUACAAUAAACACAUUAAUCAUGUGUGUUAUUUUUUAUUAAUCAACAAAUUGUGGUAUUCUAUCCUGUUGAACCAACGGUUCUGAUCUCACGCAAGUCUAUAAAUCCCUAAGUAACGGCACACCACCAAAUCACUCGGAACGUUAAUGUGAUGCUUUUUACGGUUGGCCGCGACGUCGUAUAACCAAACCUGUUCGUCCAAAACACGCAGAGAAGACGAACAGAACAAAGCUUUGCCUUUUUUUACCCUAGCGCUAUGCCUCGUGAUUCGAGAAGCAUUUCCCAAUUUUAGGGUUUCGUUUGUUCAUUCAUUCAUUUUGUGUUAGGUUUUCGAAUACUUAUGCUUUUAGGCUCUCAUCUCACGAUCACAAGUAGUAAACUGUCUCUGUAUUUCUAUAGUUCCACGCAAUCUAUCUGAAGUGUAUAUAUAUAGAAAGAGAUUGUGUGUUUUGGAGUCAGAGAGAUAUAGAAAUGGAAGCUAGAGUGGGUGUGGUGGUUGAAGGAGGAGGGCAGAGAGCUCUCAGUUCGGGCCAUGGGAGCGCCGUCUUAGAAGGCGGUGCUGCGCAUAAAUUGGUGGCGCAACAGAGGUCACUGCAACGGAAUUCGCAGAUUGGAACGAUUCCGCAGCUUCUUGCCGGCGGCGUUGCUGGCGCCGUAAGCAAGACCUGUACGGCGCCGCUCGCUCGCCUUACCAUACUCUUUCAGGUGCAAGGAAUGCACUCUGAUGUUGCUACCCUGAAAAAGACAAGUAUAUGGCGUGAGGCUUCUCGUAUUGUUGGUGAAGAAGGAUUCCGGGCAUUUUGGAAAGGAAAUCUGGUUAUGAUUGCUCACCGUCUUCCUUAUUCGUCUGUCAGCUUUUAUUCAUUUGAACGCUACAAGAAUUUACUACAGCUGAUUCUGGGACUGGAAGGUCAUAGUGAGAAUCUAAGUACAGAUCUUUGCAUACGACUUGUAGGUGGUGGUUUAGCUGGAAUAACUGCUGCAUCCGUUACAUAUCCUCUGGAUCUUAUAAGGACACGUCUUGCUGCUCAGACGAAUGUAAUCUAUUAUAGAGGUAUAGGGCAUGCUCUGAGUACGAUUAGCAGGGAAGAGGGUAUCUUCGGCCUCUACAAAGGACUUGGGGCAACUCUGUUGGGUGUUGGGCCUAGUUUAGCAAUUAGCUUUUCAGUUUAUGACACCUUGAGAUCUUAUUGGCAGUCACAGCGGCCUGAUGACUCUCCUGCCCUGGUUAGCCUAGCUUGUGGCAGCCUUUCAGGCAUUGCAUCAUCAACUGGUUCUUGUUGAAUCAUCCUCAACUUGGACUUGUAUAGCGAAUAUCCUUUUAAGUAGAUUUGUUUAUCUGAGAUUGUGUUAUUAGACAUUGCUAGCAUCUAUGAAAGAAGUUAAUUCCUGUAGCUGUCUUCAAUGCUUUUGGUGCAGAGAAGCAGGUUGAGGGGCAGGCUCUGCACUAAUUAUCUAACCAGACUGACCCUCUAGAGCCAGAGACCCAGACAAGUAAUCGGUUUUUAUCUGGCAUUUGAGAAUUUUAGUAAGGAAAUCAUCAAUAAAAAUACAUUUUAUAUUGUCAUUUGCAAACUUCCAUAUUUUUUUAUGUAAGAAUCUUGCUUGAAUCAACUUAAGUUGUUCUACUUAUUCAAUAACUUGGUUCUACAAACAUUGCACUUGGUUUUAACUGUCAAAUACAUAUAUACAUACAUACCAACAUAAUUUGUGUCAAGAGGAGACCACCGAAAAACUCCUCACCAGAUUAAUGCUCUUCUUUAAAUUGUGUCUUCUUUUUUGUCGGGGGGUUGUUAUGAACUCUUUGGCUAUAAGCUAUAUGAAUUAAACCACAGUGUCGCCCACAGUUCCUCAGAUACCUUUAUUGCAAUAUAAGAGGGAUUUGGCAUGUUAGAAAAGGUAUGCAUCUUUAUCCUAGUUUGAAUAUAUAUAUUUUUUUUCAGAA
Molecule: messenger RNA, 1977 nt
Organism: Cornus florida
Lineage: Eukaryota; Viridiplantae; Streptophyta; Magnoliopsida; Cornales; Cornaceae
Exons: 7
Coding region: 504-1316 (270 amino acids)
Biological process (GO): transmembrane transport
Source: RefSeq, a predicted model, not a curated record